AUGUCGAUGUCCCCAUCUUUCCCGCCGUCCCCUCCCCAUUUUCCCUGCAGGCGGGUAUGGUGGUGGGGGGGCGGGCGGGGAGAUUUACCAGAGCGAGGCGACGACUGCAGCGUUCGUGGCGUACCGGACGUGGUGAAGCCCAUGAUGCUGCAACUCAAGGCCGCCGUCGACCCCAAGGUGCAGGCGCGCGUGGAGCUGAAGGUGGGGCGCAGCAACUGGCGCGUGAGGGGCAUUCUGGAGGAGGCCAUGCGCCUGCAGGCGUCCAUGCUCGUCAUCGGCGCGCAGCCCAGCCUGCACAGCGAUUCCUUCGGCACAGGAGCCUACUUCAUCCGCAACAAGCCGCCGCACAUGUCAGUGUAUGUCAUUCAGGCGGGCAAGCUGCUGCUCAGCCACGAGGCAGACGGGCACAUCACCGGCUCCCCUGCUGCCCUCGACGCUGUUGCACUCGACGCUGCAGCUGCAGAGGAAGCAGGAGGGGGCGGAGGCGGAGGCGGAGGGGGAGCGGGAGGGGGAGGGGGGUUUGCAGACGGAACGGGGGGGCUGCUAGGCAUGUCUCUGGGGCAGUUUGAGGCGGGAGGGCCCUUGUCGGUGGAUCAGCUGCUGGCUGCCGGCCUGCGAUUGGACACGCCGGCUGCUGAGCUGGCGGCGCUGCGGUUGCCCCCUGAAGUGUUGGAGCAGCUGCUGGCCGCACAGAUGAAAGCUGGUGGCAACCCAGGGAAGAGCAGCCGGCGGAACAAGAGCCCUCCUUUUGACGUGCCCCAGGGCACACUAGAAGGCGCUGGGUUUGACGGCUUCCAAUACAGUCACAGCGGGAAUGAAAUUCCCACUGGUAUAUCUCCUGCCCCCAUCGCCAAUGCCAGUGAAACCAAUGCUGCUAAUGCCAAUCGGCUCGGCCAGUUCCUCACUCCGCCUCGCUCCCGGAGUGGUAUGGAUGGCUUGACGUCUGUCCUCGCUAGAGACAGCCUCACUAGUAGCUCCGGCCCGCUCCCGCGCCUCUCCCCUUCGUUUAAGCCCACCAGAGGGCGAUACGAGGGAGGGGGGUAUGAGGGAGGGGGAUACGAGGGAGGGGAGUAUGGGGCCACGAAUGCCUCUCCUGCUGCAGGGAGAAAGCUCAAGGCGAGUCGCAGCAGUGUUGGCAGGCACAGGAGGGAGAGGAGCGGCGGUGCUGGCAGUGCUGGUGGUGCUGUUGACUUUACCGCCAUGGCUGCUGCUGCAUCUGGUGUGGGAGACGUGUCUCGAGGGGCAGGGCGGAAGAGCGCAGCAGCGAUGGAGAUAGAGCAGAUGCGGCUACAGGCAAAGGAAGCAGAAGCAGCAAGGCUGUAUGCAGAGAGGCGGCUGCUACAGAUGCGUGUGCAGGCACAGGCAGGGCGGGGGGAGGCGCCUACUGAGGCGAGCCCGUGGGGAGGGAGGGGGGAGGAGGGGGCAGGGCAGGAGAGUGGGGAGGAAGAGGAGGAAGAGGAGGAGGAGGAGGAAGAAGGGGAGGAGGAAGAAGAGGAGGAGGGAGAAGGGGAGGAGGAUGACGAGUUGCAGAUUGAUAUAUUGAGUGCGGCUGGGAGUGGUGUGGUGGGGUUCACAGACGGAUCCUCCUCCACAUUUGACCUUAGCUCCUUAUCCUCUCGCUCACUCAGCGGCGGCCCAGGCUCAAACAGCCGUGCGCUAACGAAAGAUGCUUCCCAGAAUAGCAACCUUUCCUUUACUGGAGGGUUCGAGUGUUCGUCUGUCAGCGAUCUCCAGGUCGACCUUUUGGGCGGCAGCUCGUUGGGUAUGGACAAGGGAUCGGGCAGCACAGAGGGCGGCAAGCAGCCAGAUGCUGAUGUGGGUUUGUCUCUUUCCAUGUCAGAACUCCAAAUCGACCUACUUAGCCCUGAGGAGAAUGAGAGGAGGGGUGAUAAGGGCGAGAAGGAGCAGGAGGAACAGAGAGGGGGAAGAUUGAGGGGUGGAGGGGAGUUGGGAGAGGUACAGGAAGAUGAGGAGGAGCUUGACUUAGGGCUUAGCCUGGUGGGCAGUUCUGAGAAGGAUGGAUUCAGAAAUAAUGCCCUGGGCAGGGAGGGUGGUGACAAGGAAAGAGAGGGGGAGGUGCCAGGGAAGGGAGAGGCGAAGGAGAAAGGAGGAGAGGGAGAAGGGAAGGUUAAAAGGGCUGCGGCUACGAAGCAUGUGAUUGGCCGAGGGCAGUACCGUGUGUAUAGUUAUGAAGAGAUUCAGGCCGCGACAGACAACUUCAACCCGAAGAACCGGCUGGGCGAGGGCGCGUUUGGCACGGUGUACGGUGGGCGGCUGCACCACACACGCGUGGCGGUGAAGGUUCUUAAAGCCACAGACGUGGUCAAGGCCACCAACGAGUUUCAGCAGGAGGUGGAGGUGCUGAGUCAGAUACAGCACCCACACGUGGUGAUGCUACUGGGGUGCUGUCCGUCGCACCACUGCAUAGUGUACGAGUUCAUGGCCAACGGAACUCUCGAGGAGCGCCUGCUCUGCGCCAACAACUCGCCGCCCCUCCCCUGGUUCGCCCGCCUCCGCAUCGCCGCUGAAGUCGCCUCCGCGCUCCUCAUCCUCCACGCGCGCCCCAUCCCCAUCGUCCACCGCGACUUAAAGCCCGCCAACAUCCUCCUCGAUAAGAACCUAGUGGCAAAGCUUGGUGAUGUGGGACUGGCAAAGCUGAUGCCGGGAACGGGGUCACAGGUCCACACGCAUGCGCAUGAUUCAGUGCCGGUGGGGACUCUGGCUUAUGUCGACCCGGAGUUCCAGCGAACGGGGGACUACGGGCCGAAAUCCGAUGUGUACGCGCUCGGCAUUAUUUUAUUUGAUAUUCUGACUGGGCGCAAGCCGACGACUUAUGAGGAGUUAGAGGAGGCUGUUGAUGAGGAGGAUGAGGAAGCUUUUGGGAAGCUUCUGGACGAGAAGGCGGGCGAGUGGCCGAUCGGGCUGGCGAUGGAGGUGGCAAGGAUGGCAGUGCGGUGCAGUGAGAUGCGGAGGAAGAAACGGCCGGAUUUGGAGAGUGAGGUCAUGCCCCUGCUGGCUCGGGCGAGGGAUGAGGCGGCGGAGGCAGAGGAAGCUGCUGGGAAGGAGGGUGGGCGGUCAGGAGGGAGCAAGGACGUGCCCAAGCAGUUGCUGUGCCCGAUCAACAAGAAAAUAAUGGUGGAGCCAGUGUUAGCAGCAGACGGGUACACUUACGAGAAAGCAGCCAUUCAAAUGUGGUUGGAGCGAGCCGACCUAUCCCCCAUAACCAACGAGCCAAUGCCUCACAAGCACCUCAUGCCGAACCUCGUGAUUCAGCUUCUCGAGGCGCGCGGCCUGCCGCCCAAGGACAAUGGCGGCGCGCGAGACGCGUUCGUGCGGCUCCAGAUGGGCGCCUCGAAGGCGCGUAGCAAGAGUGUAGCUAAGGAAAACGAUCCGACGUGGCAGGAAGAAUUUCUCUUUUCGGUCAGCGACAUGGAAAAGGACGAACUGCUGCUAACGGUGUGGGACAAGAGCGUCUUUCUAGGGGAGGAAUUUCUCGGGCAGCUUGUGCUGCCCGUGCGACAGGUGAUGGCGUGCGACGGCUACGAGCUGGAGGCGACGUGGUUCCCGUUACAGAACAGGCCCGCGCGACCGCGCGCGACGGUUACAGGCGACAUUCUGAUUUCCGCCAGCCUGUGGGGCGUUUCGUCGUUAGUGGCGGAAUCCGCCUCCUCCUCCACCCUGCCAUCCAGCCCCCUCCUUCCGCCCACUCCUCCCCACUCCUCCCCUUCCGCCGGCCCGUCCACUCCCCCCCUUGCUGCGCCUUCCCCCUCGCCCUCCCCCACCCUCAUCACUACUAUGAGCUUCGCCUUCCCCAGACCCUCUUCCGCCGCCCCUCCCUCGUCCGCCCCUUCCCCCUCUAUCCCUGCCUUUUCUCUCCCGUUGCGCCGCCAUACGGACCCGUCUGUUACAGUCACACCAGCUGCUCUCUCCCCGUGCAAGGAAGCAGACGAGGGGGAAGCGUGGGGCGGGCCCAUGCCCGGGGAGCUAGCAGGAGGCGGUGUGUUGGUGGAGCAUGCCUUUGAUGCCGCCCCUCACGUGCUCUUUGCUGCCCUAUUCAAGCCUGACUCGCCCUUCUUUCAGGAAUUCGCCGCCGGGCCCAUGCCCGGGGAUCUAGCUGGAGGCGGUGUGCUGGUGGAGCAGGCCUUUGAUGCCACCCCACAUGUGCUGUUUGCUGCCAUCUUUAAGGCCGACUCGCCCUUGUUCCAUAGAAAGACAGAUUCGACCUGGAUCCAACAGCCGCAUUUCCUGCAGAGCACCAUGAUGAAAAGCAUGAUAGAGAACGGCAUGCGCACCGGCCUCAAAGACACCUAUGCCACCUUCCUCUCUGUGCUCACGAAGCACGUCCCUCCCUUCGUUUCCACCACACCAUCCACCUCCCUCUCCCAACCCUCGACGUCCCCUCCUCCCUCCUCCCCACUCGCCCGCUUCCUCUCCCGCCUCGGCGUCCCCCCCCGCCUCCACCCCUCGGAAGCGGCAAUCGCCGAGGCUGCACUCCGGGCGGCAGGCCCACUUGCGCUCUUUGUCCUUUUCCUCGCAGUGGUGCUGCUGCCGAUGCACCUGGUGCUGGUGGCACGGGGAGGGGCAGGGGUGGUGCUGCCGCUACUAGACCUACCGGAUAGCCUGCUGGAGCUGCUAUGGUGCGCCGUGAUUCUGAUCUCCACCAAGCAUGUGGUUACCAUGGCACGAGGCAUCAUUGUUUCCAAAUACAUCAAGAAUGCGCCUUCCAUCCUGGAGAUCGAGGUUUUCAACUACGAUGGACCCUUCUCGGAACCUUCCCUGCUCGGCCGGGCAGAAAUAAACUUCCUCCGCCAGUCGGCGCAGGACCUCGCGGACCUCUGGGUGCCCCUGGAGGGCAGGCGGGCGAAAUUUCAAGCUGCCCGGAUCCAUGUUCGGGUGCUUCUGACGAAUACCUCUGAGGAUGUGGCCCCUCUGAUGCUUCAGAAGAUUAGCAAGGAAGUGGGCAGCAAGGGGGGCGUGAGGGAGUUUUCAGCGCAGAAGAAUCUGGCCUUCCAGCGGCUGUUUGACCUACCGGAGAGCGAGUGCCUCAUAAACGACUUCUCCUGCAUUCUCAGGAAAGGGCUGCUCUCCCAGGGCCGCCUCUUCCUCUCCCCGCGCCUCCUCGCCUUCUACUCUUCAGUCUUUGGCACGCGCAUCAAAUUCACUCUCCUCUGGGAGGACAUCGAUGGGAUAGACGACAGCGUCCCGUCUCUCUUCGACCCUGCCUCGCUCGCGCAAACGGCCAAGAACCAGACAACUGCCUCGCUCGCGCAAACGGCCAAGAACCAGACAACUGCCUCGCUCGCGCAAACGGCCAAGAACCAGACAGCCGCCGCCGGCCAGAAAUCCGGCAUGAAGACCUUCAAGCGCAUGCUCAACCCGGCCAUCACUGUCUUCGUCAAAAAGGACAAGGGGACGGCGGAAACCCGGGCAGCGGCGCACGGCGUGGACUCGCAGGGGCGGCUGAAGAUCCGAUUCCAGUCAUUCGUCCGCCCAGGAGUGGCCUUCCGUCUUGUCCUGGCCUUGUGGCGAAACCGCAACCUCCCCACUGACCAGCAGCUCGCUCGAGCCAAGGAGGAGGGAGGCGUGGCAGAGGUUAGUGGGGAGAGAGGCGAGGGUACCAAUGUGGGGAGGGACGGGGGAGCUGGAGCAGCAGCAGGAGGUGCCACUAGCAGCAGAGGCGACUUCUGGGGGGGGAGAGGGGGGGCGGGAGGGGGUCAGGAGGUGACGGAUUCCCGAAGGGAGUCUAUCGCGGUGGAGGAUGGUGGAGGGGCGUUUGUGGGAGUGGAGAUGAGGGAGGUGAUAGAUGACCAACUAGUGGCCGUACCCAUCACGGUACAGCAGUUCCUGACCUCGUUUGAGGACCCAGCAGUCGCUGCAGCUGUGAUGGAGAAGGCGGGGCAGAUGGGGGCGGAGAUCAGUGACUGGGAGGUCCCGGUCCUCUCCCCAACUGUGACAGCGGUGCAGCAGAUGACUCAGGAAGCCAGCACUCCAGGCAGCAACACCCCGGGCGGCACCCCGGGCGGCGGCCAGGAGGGCGCCAUCCAGUGGGCAUGUUUGGAGCAAGUGCUCACUCUCCACAGAGUGCCCUUCAGCGACAGCUUUCAGUUGGAGAUUUUCCAAGAGAUCCAAGCCAAGGGAGUAUUCACCCUGCCAGGAGCAACCGCAAGCACGGCAGCAGGCACAGCAGCUGGCACAGCAGCAGGCGAGGGCAGCGCAGCAGAUACAGGCCUGUCCUCAAGCACCUCAGAAGCUGCUGGAAGCGCCGCCAGGAAAGCAGCUGCUGUUGCCUCCGCACUGGCUGCUGCAGCAGGCGCACUCAAGCUCACAUCACGCGGAGGGGCAGCAGCAGCAAGCGGGACAGCAGCAGGGGACAGCGGAGGAGGAGCAGGUGGGGAGAGAGGAACACCAGGCGGAACAGCAGCUGGAGCGAGCGGGUUACAAGAGGGGGUGUUGCGAGAUGAAAAGGUGCGGUCGGUGCUGCACGUGCGGGUUGCAAUCGCGUGGCACAAAGAGCUUAGUGAAGCGACACGCGCCAAGAUCAAGAGCAGCAUCGGGCGAUUCUACAAGCAGCAGGCUCGCCGGGUCGUCGACCUCAUGGCUGCUCACGUGGCCUGA
Closterium sp. Yama58-4 is the source of this 6615-nucleotide messenger RNA. NCBI's taxonomy places the organism in Eukaryota, Viridiplantae, Streptophyta, Zygnematophyceae, Desmidiales, Closteriaceae. The record is from the annotation of a GenBank genome assembly.